AUGUCACUGCCUCUUCUAGCCAGACAAACGUUGCUGCGUGGCAGCCAUGCUACACCUGCGAUGCUAGCAGUCAGCCUCGGCGUCACCUCCCGCCUAAUCCACACCCAGCCAAACCAACCCCAUCCCAACGCCGGACCCAAACGUGCAUCAUGGCCACUUAAGACGCUCGGCGGUGGCCUUGUAGCAGCUGGCUCAGGCUGGUAUUAUCUUGGCACCACUGAAGCUCGCACCUUCUCCGUCAACUCGCCUCUCGAAUCCAACAAGCCAGCUGACGGAGGCAAGCAAGUCACUGGUUCAUCCACCCUUCUCCGACCAGCAUCGCCUGCCGCACCAAGUCGUCAAACAGUCACACUUGUUUUUCUCACCUCCAACACCACCAGUAAAGGCCUCGCGAAGAGCCUGAUGUCUAACCUCGUCGGAGGCUCGGGCGAAACUGAAAAAUGGUUCCAAUGGAUCGGAUACUUCCGUGAAGCCGGCUACAAUUGUCUUCAGAUGAACCUUGCUCUCCCACCCUCUGAAGCGACGGAUACGGUCACGUACGAAGGAAGAGACCGCACCGCUGCUAAGCUGGCAGAUGAGCUCCACACUCAGAUCAGAAUGAGCAACUUACAACGUCAACCGGUGUUGUUCGUUCAUCAUGCUGCGGAUGCUUCUCCCGAAGCUACCUCUCAGAUUGUUAGUCAGUACAUUGAGCCCGCACAAGCUGGCAAGAGUGGAGGUGGAUUCUGGAGUAAGCUCUUCGGUGGCGGCAGUAUGUUUGGUGGUAAACCGGCGAUUUCAGGGUUGGUGGUGAUAAGUGAUUUGGAUGAUGCUUCUGCGUUGAUGCUCUUUGGAAAACAUCCUAAGCUAAAUACAUUGAUUGUGGCGAAUGGUGGUGCGGGGACAGCGGCUCAUCAGGGUAAGGUGACGGUGAUGGAUGCUCGGAGCAAGAACCAUGAAAAGGUGAUCAAGGAUAUUGAACGAUGGCUGAUCAAGGAGGGUUACGAAGGUUGA
This is a messenger RNA of Ustilago hordei, 993 nucleotides long. RefSeq lists its product as uncharacterized. The record is from RefSeq and is a predicted model, not a curated record. The transcript has a single exon. NCBI's taxonomy places the organism in Eukaryota, Fungi, Basidiomycota, Ustilaginomycetes, Ustilaginales, Ustilaginaceae. Bases 1 to 993 code for a protein of 330 amino acids.